Messenger RNA from Syngnathoides biaculeatus (alligator pipefish), 3455 nucleotides. Its product is annotated as ras-related protein Rap-1b. Gene Ontology annotation, biological process: cellular response to cAMP; Rap protein signal transduction; negative regulation of synaptic vesicle exocytosis. Bases 275 to 829 code for a protein of 184 amino acids. Lineage: Eukaryota; Metazoa; Chordata; Actinopteri; Syngnathiformes; Syngnathidae. The record is from RefSeq and is a predicted model, not a curated record. Gene Ontology annotation, cellular component: plasma membrane. Gene Ontology annotation, molecular function: GDP binding; GTP binding; GTPase activity. The transcript has 8 exons.
UCACGACAGACGUGUGAGCGUGUAGAGUUGAUAAGAUCAGACGCUCAAGAGAUUUUCUCUGUCAGAUGUGAAAGUACGGUAGUAGACAAAUUGGCCAAAUUUUAAUGAUGUUGAGGCAAACUUCCGGUACGACGGUAUCUUAUUUCGAAAUGAUCCGCCGGAUAUAAGUGCGUGUCUUCCUGCUGGUAGAGGAGGGAGCGGCUCGUGGUGGAGCGACGUUCACGCAGAACGGGAGAGGAGCAGUAAACUGGGUGGAUGACGACAUAAGGUCAAGAUGCGUGAAUACAAGCUGGUGGUUUUAGGAUCUGGUGGUGUUGGCAAGUCUGCGCUGACGGUCCAGUUUGUUCAGGGAAUCUUUGUAGAGAAGUAUGACCCCACGAUAGAAGAUUCCUACAGGAAGCAAGUGGAGGUGGAUUGUCAGCAGUGUAUGUUGGAGAUCUUGGACACGGCAGGAACAGAGCAGUUCACUGCCAUGCGUGACCUCUACAUGAAGAAUGGUCAGGGCUUCGCUUUAGUUUACUCCAUCACGGCUCAGUCGACCUUCAAUGACCUCCAGGAUCUCAGAGAGCAAAUCCUCCGCGUCAAGGACACGGAUGAUGUUCCGAUGAUUCUGGUGGGCAAUAAGUGUGACCUGGAGGUGGAGCGUGUGGUGGCCAAAGAGUCCGGCGUGGGCCUCGCUCGCCAGUGGAACUCGUGCGCCUUCUUAGAAACGUCUGCCAAGAGCAAGAUCAACGUCAACGAGAUUUUCUAUGACCUGGUGAGGCAGAUCAACAGAAAGAGUCCAGUUCCUGGGAGAACUCGCAAAAAGUCCACUUGUCAGCUUCUCUAAGGACUGGAGCUGUGCACGCCUGACUGACAUCAACCAAUCAGAGGACAGCUUCCCAAAAGCGCCGCCCCCAGCUAUGUUACAUCAUCUAGUCCAGUGAACUCUGUCGCCAGGACAACCACAUCUCCCAUGCUUCCUCCUCAGUUGCCUUGGAAACCAAAUGACUGUAACAAGAUGGGCCGGCAGGAUGUUUCCCAUCAUGCUCUCUGCUUCUAGUUUUUAUUCUUUCAGAUUUGAGGCGCCAAAGUGAUGUAACGGGUGUGUGUGUGUGUGUGUCUUGUGAGUUUUAUCAUUUUUUUGCUCAUUACUUUGUGAAACUUUAAAAAUGUUUGAUUUUCGGGAGGUGGUGGCAUCAGCAGAUUUUUGCGUCGGCACGUCACGUUUGUAGCGCACAGCUAAGUUCCGCCUCUCGCCGAUCGGCAUAGUUCUGGCCCUACUUUCCAAUGGAAAGUAGGAGUGCCGAUGUUGAUUUGCAUGUAGCCUGUUAGCUCAUGCGUAACAUUGCCAGGUGGCGUCCUUGGCUGUCGGCGGUGUUUUUUUUUUUUUUCUGCCAUUGAGCUGACCUCAGCAACGCAGUUAGCGUCGUGUUUUUAGCUCUGACCGCGACCGUGAGACAGUUUUGACGGUGUUACUGUUUAAAUAUUUUGGCCGCACUUAAUCCGUAUUAGUGCAGGGGUCGGGAACCUUUUCCACUGAGGGAGCCAUAAAUGCCAAAUAUUUUCAAAAGAGCCAGACAAUAUUUCCCAAAACUAAAUAUAGGUGUAUUUGCGCAUUUAUGUAAGAGCGACACUUUUCGAGUCUUUGAAUUCUUUUCAAUGAGGUCGUUGCGCUGUUCCUUCCCAAUAAGCACGAAUGCCACUCGCUGGUGGUGCCCGCUUUCGCCGGUGGCUUUGGAGUCCGUUUUGUACGUCGUUAGAUUUUGCUUGGUGCAGGCGUCGAGACUUCCGUCCGUUUGUCGUGACCGUAAUUCAAUUUGACUUGCCGUCGCGACGGUCCGAUGGUGACCCGUUCUUGCCGACGAGGGCGUGUCUUUUAUUCGUUUGAUGAUCUUGUCUUUCUGCAAAGUUGUCUUUAAAUGUUUAUUGGCAACAUCAAGUAUGAAUCUUUGGCAUACUCCCCAUCUGUGAAGAGCUUUUCAUUUCUCACAAUUGCUCAAGCGCCACCAAAGCUAUCUGAAUUCCAUUCAACUUGUUGGGUCUAAACACGGAUUUGCGGCUGACUUGCUUGGACUCUGAAAAGUAGCUCUCGAUGUGCUUUCUUCGUGCUGGACCCGGCAGGAUAUUUAGAUUUGAUGCAAACGUAGCGAGGCGCGUCGAAGUGAUGCGUUAUAUUUGAGCAUUUCAUCUUUGCAAUUUUAUCAUGAUUAUUUCGUUACACAGCAGGCUGUCCAUUCUUGUUGAGCGACCUUUGUCGAUAGCGUUUCCAUCAUUCUUUGUUCUGACCCAAUCUGCGUUUGACUCUUCUGCGAGUGCAAAAGCAAACUACGGCAACCCCACUAGGACAAAGGGUCUCUUUCUCGUUUGCGUUGCCUACACGACAGAUGUGACAUGUGCAGUACGUGGAAGUUAUGCGGGCUCCGCGAGCCGCAUGGGACCAUCAAAAGAGCCAGAAAUGGCUCGCGAGCCGCGGGUUCCCGACCGCUGUGCUACUGGGUCGUGACGUGUUCGAGCCCAGAUCUGCUGCUGCUUCCUGCGCUGGCCAUGUUGCUUUUGGGCAGCAGACUCACACUGGUCCACUACCCCGUUUCUGUGUGUCUAGUUUGUAUUAUUAACGUGUUUAUGGUCACUAAGUAUAGAAAAGAGGAAGAGUUUUUCAGGAUGAGACUGUUGUUGUGCUGCUUUUACUCUCUGCCUUUUGUUUGACGCUUGACCUCGGUGUUGGUGGAAGAGGAGAUUGUUGAAGCCACUAAAAGCCUUUUACGUCUUCAAAAGUGUUUACAUGUGGGCAUUUUUUUUUUUUUUUUUUUGGGCUGUGCAAGUCAUGUGUAUGUGUCUUCAACUUGUGUGGUGAAGUUGUGCCUUUUGUGUGUAAACUGUAUUGUGUUUGCGGAAUUGGGUGCGUUUGCAUGUAAACUGCAUGGCAGGUGUGACGUGUGUGUGUGUGUGUGUGUGUGUGUGUGUGUGUGUGUGUGUGUGUGUAAGGAUUGUUUGUGUACAUGGUGUAAAUGUAUGGAGGUUUUGUAGUUUUUGCAUGGAUGUGUCUGUCAGCUUAUUGUAUUUUUGUGAUGUGCAUGUUUGUUAUCUUUAGUUUAUGUGUGCGGAAGGUGUGUAAAUUGCGAAUGGAGGUGUGGACGUAUGUUUGUAUGGGGACGUCGUGUGUGUUCGUAUGUUAAGUUUCUUUUUGUCUGGAGUUUGCAUGCGUGCGUUUCAUACCUUAUGAUCUCACUUGUUGGCUUGGUCUCCAUGUGGCGCUGUAUCAACAUGCGAACAGCAGCCGUCUUAAACCCGAGCGGCCACAAAUUAGACUGAAAGAGACAAAGUAUCCCUGUCCCCUGUUCAUUGAGUCGGGAUGUGAUGCUAAAUGAGGCGAAUGAAAAUUGAAUUGACUUUUCUGCAUGUGCGUUGAUGUGGACGACUUGAGCUCACAAAAUUGCUUUUGGUUCUGUUACUGUUUUGGCUGUGUUGCUUCU